AUGGACAACGAUAAGUCUGUAGAAAACAAUCAGCGUCUUAGUGCGUAUGUAGACUUUAUGACUAGCAGGACCGAGUUAAACAGUAUCGAAGAAGAUAGUGAUAGAAACAUCCACGGUAAAUCGUCAGAUGAUGUCGACAAAUUUGAAAUAUUCAACAGUGCUUUUAGAAAACUCGAAAAUGACGCGAAUAAUAAGGCGCUUUACAAAAGCAUUAAGGUGGAAAUAAAAGAGCUGUCGUCUAUAAAAUUUCAACUAUUGACUAAAGGCAGACAGAGGACUCAUGACAAAAAUCUUAAACAGGAAAUUUACUGGGCCACAACGGAGAAACGCGCCGACGAAGAAAUGUCCGCAAGCAGCAAAGUAGAAAAGCUAUCGUUUAAGGACGUAUGGGAAGACCUGCUACCUUUGAAAUCUACCAAACAAUUCUGUAAGUAUUUGACAGACAGCCCAAAUUUGGAAAAACCGAAAUAUCUCGUGGACGCCGGGUUUUUCAACAACAUUCAGAAUACGAGAAAAAAGAAAAUUAAACCUGCACCUUUACACGACAAACAUACAAGGAUUGUGUUCAAUCGAGCAGGCGAGUUUUCAAAGGAAGAGUUAUUUGUAUUUGUGCGACCUAGUUAUCAAAGGAGUAAAGUUGGGAACAUAAUCCAGAGGCUCUCAACCCCUAAAGUGCCAGGUCCACAUGCAGGUCUGCUCAUCGAAGCACUGUAA
This is a messenger RNA of Myzus persicae (green peach aphid), 714 nucleotides long. RefSeq lists its product as uncharacterized. Lineage: Eukaryota; Metazoa; Arthropoda; Insecta; Hemiptera; Aphididae. Bases 1 to 714 code for a protein of 237 amino acids. The record is from RefSeq and is a predicted model, not a curated record. The transcript has 3 exons.